Molecule: messenger RNA, 1225 nt
Organism: Ruditapes philippinarum (Manila clam)
Lineage: Eukaryota; Metazoa; Mollusca; Bivalvia; Venerida; Veneridae
Exons: 4
Coding region: 125-1222 (365 amino acids)
Source: RefSeq, a predicted model, not a curated record
UAAAAAACGGAACUCUUGUCGGCAAACACUUUAUCAUAGAGAGAAAAAUAUACACGCUUUAAACGUAACUGAAGAAUAAACAGUAGAAGGAUUUUUACAAAUAAUUUAUUUGCGUGUAUAGAAGAUGGAGUAUAUUUCGACAUUUUGUAUCAUACUUUACGCCGUGGUUAUACAAGUAAAUGGCCACGGUCGUUUGAUCAGCCCUCCCGGGCGCUCUACAAUGUGGAGGUAUGGGUUCCCUACUCCCCAUAAUGCCGACGAUCAUCAAUUAUCUUGUGGCGGAUUUGGCGUUCAAUUUUAUAGAAACAAUGGCAAAUGCGGUAUUUGCGGAGAUCCUUACCAUAGUGAUCGCCCAAAUGAGGCUGGCGGAUUGUACGCAACAGGAACUAUUGCGCGCGCAUAUAACCAAGGUGACGUCAUCACGGUCCAAGUGGAAAUCACCGUCAAUCAUGGCGGUUGGUUUGAAUUUAAACUCUGUCCAAAUAAUGACGCGAAGAAACGAGCGACACAGGAAUGUCUGGACAAAUACUUGUUGCGACAUUUAGAUGGUUCAACGAGAACAAUUGUACCGGAAGGGCUCGGUAUCGUUUCGAUAAAACUAAGAUUGCCAAAGGACUUGACGUGUUCACAAUGUGUUCUACAAUGGAAAUGGAACACAGCGAGUAACGUACGUUGUAACGGGUCUAACUGUUGUCGGGGAUGCGGGCCACAAGAGCAGUUCUAUGGUUGUUCAGACAUAACUAUAAAAGGAAACAACUCACCAUACAAACCUCCCGUGAUUGUUCAACCUGUCCCAACACAGAAGCCACUCCCACCUAACUUUAAUAAUGGUGGAAGCGGCGGGGUACCAGGCUCGUUUCAACCUAUUGUUCCCAGUUUUGGCGGCAAUAAUUUGCCGACUGGACAUGUACCUAUUCCUGAUAUUGUUAAAGACUGUAAAGCAACUGCAUUAUUUAGGUCAAAUAACCCGAUAGCAGACGACUGGUGUAGGAGGAACUGUAUGAAUGGAUAUUGUCCAAAGGAUUACUGCGAUGACACGUGUAGAGGAGGUGCGACACUUGUUCCAAUAAACAACUCUAUGAAUAAUGAUUGUAAAGCAAAACAAUUUUGGCGGGAAAAGAACCCAGUUCCUGAAGCAGCCGAUAAAUGGUGCUUAAACAGAUGCAGAAACGGUCAUUGUCCCUUGGACUACUGUGAAGAUUCGUGUUGGGCACGAUUAUAAUUU